GCUCCGCUCGGGCGGCUCCUGCCUGCCGGCCCGGGGCCAGCCGGGCUCCCUCGGCCGUGGCGGGGCCGGGCCGGCCGGGGUGAGGCACCGCGCCUGCCGCCGCUCGCUGCCUCCCUCCUCGCCUCCCCUCAGGGCUUCCCGCUCCUCCCGGCCCGGAGGCAGGAGCCCGCCGCCCGCCCCGGCCCGCCGCGCAGGGGGAAGCCAGCGGGGCAGAGCGGCUGCGCUGCCCGGCGGAGCACCAUGCUGGAGUCCAUCCGUGUCACCGAAAAACUUCACUGGCCUAAGACAGAGCUUUCUAAGAAAUCAGUCCUGCGUCCAGAAGAACAUAAGCUGAACAUUAAUAAUGAAAACAGCCUCCAGCACCCACCUUCUGGGAUCCUUAAGGACACUUUCACAACAGGAACCAGUAGCUACAAUGUCCUUCUGCAGAGCAAAGAGGAGAAAAAACACCACACUCAAAAGCAGUCAUCUGCUCACCACAAGAAACACAGAAAAACUCCGAAAUGUUCUAGCACCUCGCGAAGCAACGAGCACCGCAAAAUCAAAGUGCCGCUACCCUUGCUCAGCGGUGGCUGGUACUGCACUAACAGACAACCCCCCAUCAUCGUCACUAGCCCCAUGUCUACCAGCGUGAAGUUUACAAACGGUAUUUCAGUUGCAGGGAGCAGCAUAGGACUGCCAUCUCGACCCAGAAGUAGAACUAAGAGGCACUUUAAUCUCACAAAGCCAAAGCAAUCCCCAUCCUCAAAAAGCCAUGGAAAAGAAGGUGAUGUCUCGGGCCGAAAACUCUGUUUACUGACUGCAAUCAAGCCUUCCAACGUGGAGAAAGAGAAGAUGAAAUUCUUCAAGUCAGAUUUCACAUACAACCCUCAAUUUGAAUAUGCAAACCCUGCUCUGCCAAACGUGUUAGCUAAGCACAGCCAUGCAUCAGACCGAUUUCUUAAGCAGUCCAUUAACAUUAUGGAACGGACGCUGCAGAAAUACGGAAGCUAUGAAAAAUUUGAACAGGCCACUGGAGGCAGCUUGCUGACCAAAAGUCGCAUCUGGAAUCACGUCAGGAAAUACAUGGUGAAAGAAGGCUGUCUCGGUGAGAUUGUGGUCCAUCUCACGGAGGACCUGCUUUCUCGAGCCUCAAUGACAGUGGUGAAUGGCCGCCCCACUCUCACUAUCAAUAUCUCCACUGCACGAGAGCACUGGCUGGAAGGGAUGCUGAGACAUGAAAUUGGAACUCAUUAUUUUCGGGGUUUUAACAACAACAGCCAGCCUUGGUGCAACUGGAAUGGCCGUAGAAAACAUGGGUUAAAACCAAUCAACCCUACAGAAGAGGGGCUAGCGAGCAUUCACAGUGUCCUGUUCCGCAAAGACCCUUUUCUUUGGAGAGCUGCCCUGCUCUACUACACGGUGUAUCAAGCCAGCCAAAUGUCCUUCAGUCAGCUUUUCCAGGAUGUGGGGAAAUUUGUCAAGGAUCCCAAUACUAGGUGGGAUUACUGCGUACGAGCCAAGAGAGGGUGGACUGACACGUCACAACCAGGUUGUUUCAAUAAGGAUCAGGUGUACUUGGAUGGCAUCCUCCGAAUCCUGAGAUACAGGGAGUCCAUUGAUUUCCAUCUUCUGACAGCCCUUGGAAAGAUCUCGUAUGAGGAUGUGGAUCGCCUGAAAGGAUUAGCUGUGAUUGAGAACAUGAGGGUACCGCACUUUUUGCAAGACCAUGCCCGGUAUAUGGAGCACUUGGAAAAGAUCAUGGAAGUCAAUGAGCUGACUGAUAAGGAGCUCCAGGAUCUCAUAAAUUAAGAAUAUCAGCCCACCAUUCACUUACUCUGUGCAACUGAGGACGUAGAACUUGACUUCCCAGAACUUGCAAAAAUGGACUUCUGAGGGGUGGGGAGGGAGGGAACGGUGGCCAGAAUAUGUGGAAUUAAGAAAAAGUCCCUUAUGUUCCUUUUGCGUUGUGAUUGUAUAACGAUUAUUUUCUUCAGGGUUUGUGCAUUUUUUAAAAUCUGGCUUAGGAAUUUCUUUGCAGUGAUCUGUCCAAUCAUCUCCUCUGUUUUAUGUGCUGGGUAUAAUGCUUGACGCUGUCUUUUGUAAGAUACUGCCUUUUCCCAUCCAGGUUUAGAGGUGGAAGAAAGGAGAAAGAGGAGAAAUCCCCCCUUAGUUCACUUGUGUUUGCCCUGUCUUUGGUCAUAGCUUUCAUAGUUCAUAGCAAUAGAACUGCUGUAGAUUAUGCUACAUCACUGUCUGUGUAACUCUUUCCCAUUUGGUCAUCAUUGCAAUGAAAAAAAAAAAGUCUAAAAAACACAGUGCACAGAAGCAGGUCUUUGUGCCAUACGAUCAAAGCUCUGUAAUGCUAUAAAAAGUUUGGGUUUUUUUUUUACUGGGAGACUUAGCAUUUAAAAAAAAAAAAAAGAAAAAAAAGAUAGGUAUUGCAGUUUUAAUGACUGUAAGCAGGUAGCAAAGUUAUUCCCUUUAUCCCCUCAAAAAGUUACACUGUUCCACAUCUUUAUCUGUAUAAUACACGUUUCAGGAAGCUAAAUUCUGGAAAGGGUCUCCCUCCUUGGAGGGCAAGCAUAGCAUGUCUAGGAAGUUCAACAUGGCAGUGUUUUGGAAGAAGGAUCAGGCAGAACUGUGAUUUCAUGACUUAGCGUGUUUCAAAUAAAUUCAGGAACAUGGGGAUGUGAUUCAGCACAGCAGGCAUCACUCACUUCUCUGGGUCACCUGAGCCUACAGAAGGUCAAGUCACUUUUUGAGCAGUACCUCCAUGCCACAGCAAGCUUGAGCUUGCAGAGCUCAUUGUAAUGUAAAUGGGAGGAAAAGAAGUCUCACAAGUGCCCUAUUCCUGUGUUCCAACAGAAGUGCUGCACCACUCCGAAGCAACCUUACCUCUGUUUUAACUGCCGGUGCUAUAUCCAGAACCAAGAAGAGAAAACACUGUCAGCAAUGGCUAGGCACAUGAGAAAUAGCUUAGAUGACACAGGAGGACUUACUCCAUAAACUAGGUUUUCUGAUUCCAGACUAUUAGGGAAUUAUCGAGGUGAAUCGCGUUUUGCACCUGUAAGUAUUCUGACAAAGGGUUUUGUUUUAGUAGAUGGCAUUUUACCAAGAGUCCUCUGAACUCCUGGGAAGCAGCUGUGGCAGGAGAAGCUGGGCAGGAACAAGCGAGGGCCUUGGACAGGGCUUCAGCAGUUUAUUCCCCUUCUGCCUUGGCCCACUGGCCCGGCAUUGGAUAAGGCGAGUAGAUGGAUCCAAGGUUUCCUCCACACCACAUCUGCAUGGACCUGAGCCUUGUAUCCCUCCCUCCCUGCUUAUCCUGUUCUUUAAUGAAAGAGAUGGAAUAACCCUCCCACCAUAUUUUACACCCAGGACAUUACCAGCCAUUACAGCAAAGUUUUGAGAACGCGUUUUCUGAUCCAUAGGAAGAUCUGUGAGGAAGAGCUCUCAGUUGGCUAAAAGGUUUGAAGGUUUUUGAAUAAUCCCAUAAAAGCAGCUGCCUUUUAGAUAGUAUUGCAGGUGUGUUUGCAGCAGCUGGCUGGCUGACUGCUUCAAAAAAAGAAAAUGCACUCGACAAGCAUAAAUUUACUAAAUUUGGUUAUUUUCAAGGCAGGGACCAAGAACUGCUCCCAGCAGCCUUAAUUUUGUAUUGUCAGUAUUGUUGACGAACUGAAAGCCUUUCAGCCUCUGUAUGCUAAAAUAAAAGCUCUUUUUCUCUCCUUC
Molecule: messenger RNA, 3708 nt
Organism: Grus americana (Whooping crane)
Lineage: Eukaryota; Metazoa; Chordata; Aves; Gruiformes; Gruidae
Gene: MATCAP2
Product: microtubule associated tyrosine carboxypeptidase 2
Exons: 7
Coding region: 241-1791 (516 amino acids)
Source: RefSeq, a predicted model, not a curated record